Molecule: messenger RNA, 452 nt
Organism: Impatiens glandulifera
Lineage: Eukaryota; Viridiplantae; Streptophyta; Magnoliopsida; Ericales; Balsaminaceae
Exons: 1
Coding region: 10-384 (124 amino acids)
Source: RefSeq, a predicted model, not a curated record
UAAGCCAUUAUGUUUAGAGCUUUCAGCACCAGAAGAUAUGAAAGAUUGGGCGACGCAGGUGGAAGCGAACACCACCACCACCACCACGAACCUUGUUCACUUGGAGGCGAUAUGUUCGAUGUGAAGUUGAGAAGGGUCAGUAGCUUGCCGGUCAAAAUUUUCACCUCUACUUCCCGAAAACUGGGGCAGGAUUCCAAUAAUGCUCCGGCCAAGCCGACGUCGGCGGCGAAAAAGGCGGCGGGGAAGGUUCAUCCUAUAUUGAGUCUGUUGGAUCUUCGGCGGAGGAAGAAGGCGACGGCCAAGCCGGAGUUUGCAAGGUACUUGCAGUAUAUCAAGGAAGGAGGUGUUUGGGAUGCCAAAUCUGAUAAGCCAUCAAUUUACUAGUGAUCAUGAUAUUCAUUUUUUAUCAUUUUAAGGUUCAAAUUUUAGUGUUUUAAUUUCUUUUCUUUUUU